AUGCGACCUUCUCCGGACAUUUGUGCCAAACCUCCCCCCGGUUCCCCAUCUCUUGACUCCUUUGAUCCCCGCACCCCCGCGACCUUCUUUCUGUCCCGCAAUCCUUCAUCUGACCCGCCCAGUCCUGCUUCGGAGGAUGAACUCCCCGCCGAGACCAUGUAUGGAGUGCACAGUCUUGACGAGAGCUUGUCCCAGUUAGCAACCUCUCCUCCUCCGCCCGAGCAUAGUCUCCACUACGAUCUGGGGUCCCCGAUCGCCCGUCGACGGUCGACCCUCAAACCACGAGAAUCACCCAUGUCCGCUGCCUCCCGUCCACUCACUCCGCUCAACCUGAGCACCCCCGAUGAGCCCUCGCUACCCAGUAGCCCCAAAUCCAUAUCCAAUCACUCGCUCCGUCCGCUGGAUGACAUCUCCAUCACCGAUGAGAUUAACAGCCAGCCUGUUGGGUCGGGGGACGAAGAGGAAGGGCCCCGCACAUCACCGCGACUAGGGCCUGGUGGGGCGUCUCAGUUGAUCAUGCCUAGUAUCAGAAUGCCUAGUCGGCGACCUUUCACCGAGCGCGGCAAAGCAAUGGGCCGCUUCAAGGUACUUCUAGCGGGAGCUCCGGGAGCGGGGAAAACCUCCUUGAUAAAAUCCAUUGUUCAGGCCUGCGAAGACAUCGUGCAUGUCGAUUCACUUCCACCAGUAACCGCGAUCGAGCGCCGGCCCUCGCGAUCCCAGCCGGGGCCCAUCGCCACGCAUGGAACACUCUCUGCGAUUUCCGAAAUUUAUGCCAGCACCAAGCCUUAUCCUUCCUGGUGGUCGGACCUAGAGGAUUCGCGGGUGUUGCGACGCCGAAAAAGCAUCGGGGAAAUCGUGCUUGAGCGGAAUCUCUGUUUUGUCGACACACGAGCCACCUCGCUGAGCCGAGCAGGACAAACCGACGCCGUUGUGCAGUAUAUGCGCCAGCAAUUACUCCGCGCGACAGCUGCUCUGAGCAGUUCUGGUGUAUAUUUUCAAAACUUACUGGCAGGCAAUGGAGGCUCCCAAGUAGAUGCCAUCAUAUACCUGAUUUCCAGUGAUACCCUCGCCGCUGACGUGGAAUGCAUUCGCAAGCUCUGUGAGCUGACCAAUGUCAUUCCUGUCGUGUCCAAAUCAGACACUUUGUCCCCCGAGCAAAUUACUGUACUCAAGGAUCAAUUCCACCAGCAAGCUCGCGAUGCUGGAAUCAAGCCGUUUUUGUUUGGUGACCCAGGUCCAGGCGGAUCAGAACCUCAGCCUCCCUACGCGGUAUCGUCAGAGAAAACCACCGACCUAGAAGUCAUGGAUGCUAGCACCCUGAUGAGCCCGGACUACGUACAGCCGUUAGUCUUGUCUGAAAUGGACACACUGGUGCGGAAGAUGUUCGACCGGGAUAAUUUGGCCUGGAUGCGCCACUCUGCCGCUAAGAAACUAGCGCAGCACCGUGAUGGUUUUCCGUCUGUCCCGCCGACGACAGCGCCGCUGCUCAAUGCUCUUUCGGGCCCUAGCAGUAGCGAAGUUGGAUGGCGUGUGGCCUCGGGUGCUUCCAUGGGAUAUUCCAUCUUUUCCUCUGGUGGGUCGCCACCGAGCUAUGCGAUGGCACGCCUCACAGAUACCACACAACAUGAGGAGCGAUUGGCCCAGGUUGGGCUAGCCCAGUGGGCUACGAAUCUUCAGCGUAGCUUGCAGAAUGAACGUGAUCGCUACGCCGCGCUCGCCCGGGGCGAUCGCGCUGUAUGGUUGACGGAGCGGCUGAGUGAGUGUGUCGUCGAUGGCUCGCUGGUGCCUCUGGCCCAGACACCCGGAUUUCGUGGUCUGCACAUCCCCUCAAGCGAGAAGAAUGCGGACGGUGUCCGAGUCGUUCGAUCACGGUCCGGUGAGGGAGCAACAGAAUACCGGAUUGCCAGUCUGGGACCGCACGACCCCCUGGGGGUAGUCGGUUGGAUUGACGACCUCGGCCGUCGUGGCUGGGUGCUCGUUCAGAUCGUCGGCAGCGUCGGGGUGGUCGGUGGGCUGGCACUCUGGCUCGCUCGCACCUGCGGACUACCGAUUCGAAGCCUGGCGGAGUUGAAUCUGGACUAUUGGUGCGGGAGUGUGGAUCGCUAA
Penicillium alfredii is the source of this 2106-nucleotide messenger RNA. RefSeq lists its product as uncharacterized. The transcript has 3 exons. Gene Ontology annotation, biological process: cytoskeleton-dependent cytokinesis. The coding region runs from base 1 to 2106 and encodes 701 amino acids. The record is from RefSeq and is a predicted model, not a curated record. Gene Ontology annotation, cellular component: septin complex; septin ring; cell division site. Lineage: Eukaryota; Fungi; Ascomycota; Eurotiomycetes; Eurotiales; Aspergillaceae. Gene Ontology annotation, molecular function: molecular adaptor activity; GTPase activity; GTP binding.